Sardina pilchardus (European sardine) is the source of this 7386-nucleotide messenger RNA. RefSeq names its product microtubule-associated serine/threonine-protein kinase 1-like. Bases 1 to 5211 code for a protein of 1736 amino acids. Gene Ontology annotation, molecular function: ATP binding; protein serine/threonine kinase activity; protein binding. Lineage: Eukaryota; Metazoa; Chordata; Actinopteri; Clupeiformes; Clupeidae. Gene Ontology annotation, biological process: peptidyl-serine phosphorylation; cytoskeleton organization; intracellular signal transduction. The record is from RefSeq and is a predicted model, not a curated record. The transcript has 26 exons.
AUGGCAGAAUGGGAACAAAAACAGGCCGCCCCAUUGGCGGAGCCCCUGAGCCCGCCCUCCCUGGCUCUGCUUAGCGACAGAGAUGGAGGUGGUGUGAGACUGACUCAGUGGCUGCUCCACCACUGCCGCAGUAGUAACAGGAAGAGUCUAAUCCUCACCACCACCUCUCCCACGCUGCCACGCCCUCACUCUCCCCUGCCCGGCCACCUGGGAAGCAGCCCCCUGGACAGCCCGCGCAACUUCUCCCCCGGCACGCCCGCCCACUUCUCGUUCGCCUCGUCCAGACGGGAUGGACGCCGGUGGUCCCUGGCUUCUCUCCCUUCCUCUGGAUACGGAACCAACACCCCCAGCUCUACGUCUUCCAGCUCCUCUCAGGAGCGUCUGCACCAGUUGCCAUUCCAGCCCACCAUGGACGAGCUGCACUUCCUCUCCAAGCACUUCGGCAGCACCGAGAGCAUCACCGACGACGACGGCGGACGCUGCUCUCCACAUGUGCGCCCGCGGUCACGUAGCCUCAGCCCGGGCCGCUCGCCAUCCUGCUACGACAACGAGAUCGUGAUGAUGAACCAUGUGUACAAAGAGCGCUUCCCCAAAGCCACGGCGCAGAUGGAGGAGCGCCUGGCCGACUUCAUCCAGGUCUACUCCCCCGAGAGCGUGCUGCCCCUGGCCGACGGCGUGCUCAGCUUCAUCCACCACCAGAUCGUGGAGCUGGCGCGCGACUGCCUGGCCAAGUCGCGCGAGGGCCUCAUCACCACCGUCUACUUCUUCGAGCUCCAGGAGAACCUGGAGAAGCUGCUCAACGACGCUUUCGAGCGCUCAGAGAGCUCAGAAGUGGCCUUCGUCUCUGAGCUGGUCAAGAAACUCCUCAUCGUCAUCUCCCGCCCUGCCCGACUCCUUGAAUGCUUGGAGUUCAACCCCGAGGAGUUCUACCACCUCCUGGAGGCCGCCGAGGACCACGCCAAGGAGGGGCAUCUGAUGAAGACCGACAUCCCACGUUAUAUCAUCAGCCAGCUGGGGCUCACCAGGGACCCUCUGGAAGAAAUGGUCAACCUGGACAGCUACGACAGCGAGGGGCCCCUCACCCCAGAGACGGAUGACUCAGCUGAGGGCAAGAUGAGAACCAUGAAGCCCCCAGGAGAGGCUGACUUCCAGACUAUCAAGCUGAUCAGCAACGGGGCUUACGGGGCUGUGUACCUGGUGCGCCACCUGGAGACCCGCCAGCGUUUCGCCAUGAAGAAGAUCAACAAGCAGAACCUGAUCCUGCGCAACCAGAUCCAGCAGGCCUUCGUGGAGCGCGACAUCCUCACCUUCGCCGAGAACCCCUUUGUCGUCUCCAUGUUCUGCUCCUUCGAGACGCGUAGACACCUCUGCAUGGUCAUGGAGUACGUGGAGGGGGGUGACUGUGCCACACUGCUGAAGAACAUCGGUGCACUGCCCCUAGAGAUGGCACGCAUGUACUUUGCUGAGACUGUGCUCGCCCUCGAGUACAUCCACAACUAUGGCAUCGUCCACCGAGACCUGAAGCCUGACAAUCUACUCAUCACCUCCAUGGGCCAUAUCAAGCUGACGGACUUUGGCUUGUCCAAGAUCGGCCUGAUGAGCCUGACCACCAACCUUUACGAGGGCCACAUCGAGAAGGACACGCGGGAGUUCUUGGACAAGCAGGUGUGCGGCACGCCCGAGUACAUCGCUCCCGAGGUGAUCCUGCGGCAGGGCUACGGUAAACCGGUGGACUGGUGGGCCAUGGGCAUCAUCCUGUACGAGUUCCUGGUCGGCUGCGUGCCGUUCUUUGGGGACACACCUGAGGAGCUCUUCGGACAGGUCAUCACAGAUGACAUAAUGUGGCCAGACGGGGAUGACGCGCUCCCUGCUGAUGCCCAGAACCUGAUCUCUGCCCUGCUGCAGACCAAUCCCAUCGUCCGACUAGGAACAGGAGGAGCUUUUGAGGUGAAGCAGCACCCCUUCUUCACUGAGCUGGACUGGAACAGUGUUCUAAGGCAGAAGGCCGAGUUUGUCCCACACCUAGAGUCUGAGGAGGACACCAGCUACUUUGAUACUCGAUCAGACCGCUACCAUCACUUGCACUCGUAUGACGAGGACGACACGAACGAUGACGAGCCGGUGGAGAUACGGCGCUUCUCCUCCUGUUCGCCGCGCUUCAGCAAGGUGUACAGCAGCAUGGAGCACCUGUGCCAGCUGGAGCACAAGCCAUCGGGCGUCACCAGGCGCGAACACAAGAGCCACCGGGAGGACAGGGUGACCAAGAGGGAGAGCCUGGGCAGCCUCACACUCCGGGACAAGACCUGGAGGACCGGCUCUCCGGAGAUGAAGCGGCUGUCCUGCUCAGAGUCGUCCUUCACCGAGAGCGACUCCAGCCCUCCGUCCGGCGUGCGCAGACGCUUCUCGGCGCUCAUGGAGACGCACCGCUUCGCCUCGCCGCUUGAGUCCGACGGCGAGAUGCCGUCCCUCGCCAGUCGGCAGGCCGCCGUGAAGACCAGGGGCACCUCUCUGGAGGGCGCCACCAUGCCCGCCCUGUCCAGCCUGGCAGAGCUCACAGCCAGCCCCAAGGAGAGCAGCGCAGCACCGGCUGGAGAUAAGCUGCUCAGGCCAGCAGACUCUGCAGCUGGACCUGCUGUAGCCGGCGCUGCCGCUGCUCCCCACCCUCCUGGAGCCUCGUCCAGGGACCUGACCCCAGGGGACCCCCUCGGGCCCCGCGCCACCAACGACCUGGUCCUGCGGCGCGUCCGUCAGCAGCAGUUUUCCGUCGACGACGAGAAGAAGACCCCUCGUACGGGCACCAAGGUCAUCAAGUCCGCCUCUGCCACGGCCCUCUCCGUCAUCAUCCCAACAGUGGAGCAGCAUGGCACGUCUCCUCUGGCCAGCCCCAUGUCUCCACGCUCCACCUCGUCCAACCCGUCCUCGCGCGACUCCUCGCCCAGCCGGGACUACUCCCCGGCGGUCAGCGUCCUCCGCUCGCCCAUCACCAUCCAGAGGGCCGGCAAGAAGUACGGCUUCACGCUCCGCGCCAUCCGCGUCUAUAUGGGGGACAGUGACGUCUACAGUGUGCACCAUAUGGUCUGGCAUGUUGAGGUGGGGGGUCCUGCUCAAGAAGCUGGUCUUUGCGCUGGUGACCUCAUCACCCAUGUCAAUGGAGAGUCUGUCCACGGGCUUGUGCAUACGGAAGUAGUUGAACUUAUUCUGAAGAGUGGAAACAAAGUCACAGUCACCACUACUCCUUUUGAGAACACAUCGAUCAAGAUUGGGCCGGCACGCAAGACCAGCUACAAGGGCAAAAUGGCUCGACGAAACAAGAAGUCUGGAGCUAAAGAGGGACAGGAAAGCAAGAAGCGCAGCUCCCUGUUCCGGAAGAUUACCAAGCAGUCCAACCUGCUGCACACCAGCCGAAGUCUGUCGUCCCUCAACCGCUCGCUGUCCUCCGGAGACAGCCUGCCUGGCUCGCCCACUCACGGCCUGUCUGCCCGCUCCCCCACGCAGACGUACCGCUCCCCGCCCGAGUCCGCCUACCUGGGCACGUCGUCCCAGAGCAGCUCGCCAGCGUCCAGCACGCCCAACUCGCCGGCCGCCUCCCAGCACAUGCGUCCGAGCUCGCUGCACGGCCUCUCGCCCAAGCUGCACCGCCAGUACCGCUCGGCGCGCUGCAAGUCGGCGGGCAACAUCCCGCUGUCCCCGCUGGCGCACACGCCCUCGCCGACCACCUCCUCGCCGCCGCCCAUCGCCGGCCACUCGGUGGGCAGCUCCAACACCACGCAGGCCUUCCCGGUCAAGCUGCACGCGUCGCCGCCGGUGACCCGGCCGCGGCCCAAGAGCGCCGAGCCGCCGCGCUCGCCGCUGCUCCAGCGCGUGCAGUCGGCCGAGAAGCUGGGCCAGCCGCCGCCGUCGUCGUUCCCCUCCUCCUCGUCCUCCUCGUCCUCCUCGCUCUCGUCCUUCACGUCGCCGUCGGUGUCCGGCCAGGAGAGGAAGGUCGGCGGCUCGUGCGUGGUGCGCAAGCACGGCCUGGACGGGGCGCUGCACGGCGACUACCGCCGUGAGCCCUUCCACUGCGAGUCGGCGCUACAGAGCCUGCAGGAGAUCGAGGGGGAGAACGCGGCGGGCGAGCGCGGCACCCCGGGCUCGCCCGACGACAGCCCCGCGCCCGCGCCGACCCCCGCGUUCAGCCCCGGAGACGACCUGACGCUGAAGCCGUCCCGGAGGCUGGGCAGGCAGGAGUCGCCCCUCAGCAGGGACAGCUUCCUCACGGGGAGGGACAGGGCCGCGUCGGAGGCCCUGAAACUCGACCCGCAGCCCGCCAGCAAGGCAGCGUCCCUACAGACUGACCCGGUCAAGCCCAAAGAGACCACUGUCGAGAAGCCCCAACCCAGCCAUGCAGCAGUGACCCCAGCAGUUGCGUCCCUUAAAGUCACCAUUGCUGACCGACUCUUGAGCACUUCCAGCCCUGUGACCACCUUCUCUGGCUCUGGGGCCAAGGCCUCAGAAAAGGGCUCAGCGACUCCUUUCACCCCGAGUCCGUUAGCCCAGGAGCAGGGCCAGCGGACCGGUCAGAGGGUGCUGACCGCCGGCACUCCGGCCCAGAGCCUCGACAAGGGAAAAGCCUCGGGGCAAAGUCAAGCAGACAAAGGCGCUGCGCCCAAAGCAGCAGCUCCCACAGAGGCGACCAAAGCAGGGAAAGGGCCAGAGGCGGUGGGCAAGGAUGGACCUGGGCUCAAGGAAGGGACAGGGACCAGUGAGAAACAGCCAGAGGCUAAAGCCAAAGCUCAAGGACCUCCAGCCACAGACUCAGGCCCCACUGCAGCAAAGCCCAAAGAGGGGAAGGUCUCAGUCCCGUUCCUCAGUCAGCGAGGCGCCCGAGAAGAGAAGCGUUUCCUGGAGGUGGUGGAGGAGCACCCCGCGUCCCCCUCCCCGACGGCUCUCUCUCCGUCGUCCAGCAAGUCGCGAGCCGCUUCCCCUGGAGACAGGGCGAGCUUCGUCACCCAGCUGACCAGUGUAGCCAAAACGGUGCUGGGGCCUAUGAAGCUGGGCUCCCAGGACGGGGGCAAGGCCAAAGAUGGGAGCCCAAAGGGGGCUGACGAGAAGCGGGGAGGCUCGUCAGGAAAGUCCGAGGCUUCGAUCGGAAGCCGACGGGGGGCCACGGGAACUUGGCCUGGGCCCGGCUCAUCAAAGUCAGAUAAAGCCAAGAGCUCCAAGAAUCACUGAUCAUGUCAAGCCAAUUCCAAAUGCCUUUUAGGAAGUGUCACAAUAUCUCGCCAAGUCAGUUAAGCCUGCUUGACUACAAAAAAAAACCCAUAUCAUCAGGCAUUUGUAUCAUAAAUGAAACAAGGAAAAUAGAUCCAAGAAAGGUGCUUCAAUAACUGUUGUCAAAUGUGUGUGCAUAUGGUGUUAUAUGUAUGUUCAACAUCAUAGGUGUAUAUAGGAUAAAUAUGUAUGUUUUCUUAAUGCAUGUUUCACAUAAAAAAAAGAAUGAAAACAGACCUAAUGCUAGUGAACAUUGUGAGCACUCACCCACACUUCACUACUCUCCCACUGCCCAUGGGAACUGCAUAUCUACAGUCAGGUUUUUGGAGCAUAGCUCAGAAAAGUACGUAGCAUUGCCUGAGCUAUAGCGAUGAUAUCAGAUGGAUCGUAGAUGUCCACUCUGACACCAAACUUCAUCUGUUAUGAGACACCGCAGCACAUGAGCGUUAGGUAUGGCACGACGCAAAUGCAGCUUGACGUGACAGUGCUAAUGGCAUCGAGAAACACCACAAAGACUCAUUUGUGUACCAUGAAGAUUGUGGCCGUGUGACAUACAUGAAUUGUUUCUGUAACUGUGAUCGUCGCUGAAAAAUGUGUGACUCGAAAAAAUUGCUGUACGGCUACUGUUUGAUGGCUUUAAAAAGAGCCGUUGCCUUGGUGGGUAAGAUUGGUAAUGGCAGACUUGCACAAUGCUUGCUGGAGUUGCACAUCAAUGCGUUUGGAAGACGGAUUUCCGGCUGGUGGUCCUCAAGUCGAGUUUACACGGUGCACAAGGAUGCGAUGUCAGUGAAGCCCUGUUGUGGGACCCUGAGCCAGAUGAGACUGGGAGGGGUCACCAUCAAAUGUUCAUGGCCUCUUGGGCUUUCAGAGAGCUGGGGGAAGUGAUGUCAAAAGUACAUCCUGUGCAUGCUGUCAAAUGUGAAGUCAAAGUUUGUGUGUAUUUCUCAUCAAGCUCAUUGUGCUCCAGAUGAUCAGAGUGGGCAUGAUACCUAUCCAUUCAAUGCACUAUCUGCACCUGCAAUCUUGACUAAUAGACUUCUUACUGAUCUCUUCCUUGUUGUAUGCAAAGACAUCUUUGUUCUGUGGUGUUGUCUCAUAGAAAGAGAUGCUGUGAUGUUGUGAACAAUGCAUAGGCAGUCCUCGUGGGGAUUCGCAGUCUAAUCAUUUGUCAUCUCUCUGAGUUUGUCCUAGAUUCUUUUUCUUAACCACAUCUAUUCUGCAAGCAAGUUCAAGUUGUUAGCAACAAAGAAAAUGAUCCACAUGAAGUUAUACAGGGCCAAAUCAGAGUACCAUCACAUAGGUGUUUUUGUGCCAUUGUAGCUGUCCCAUUCUUUUUUUCAAUUCAAUUAGAAAUGUUUGUGCGAGUACUUAAUACAAAACGAAUAAAUGGAUGGUUUUCUGUGUGUGCGUGUGUGUUACAAAUUUAUGAUGUAGUGAUAGAACCUUCGGUCUGUGAUCUGUCUUAUGGACGACAUUUCCAUCUGGGUGUCUGUUGCCUGUCUCUGUGUCUAGUUUUGUAGGCAUAGAUUCCUUUGCCUGAGGUACAGUACACUUAUUGUGUUUGUUAGGGGCAGAAGCUGUUAAAGAAUGCACUUUAUUUAUGUAUUUAUUUAUUUUCUAAGCAUUUUUUGUUGAAGUAUAUGCAUUUAUUUAUUACUUAUUUAUUUAUUUACUUGCUUUGAACAGAGGUGUAAUCAUACCAUGCUCAUCAUGGGAAUAUCAAUGUCAUUGUCACAAUAUUUCAUGAUAUUUUAACUUAUUUAUUUGCUUGUGUGUGCGUGCGUGUGUGCGUGUGUGCGUGUGUAUGUGUGACAGCAGGGCUACACCGGAAGCGUAAAAAUAGUUUUUAUGACUUUUUUUUUGCCCGAAUGUGCAGAGCGCUCUCACGUCUGGUGUAACCAUUUCCAUUUAUUAUAGUGGGUUUCACUUGUUGUAGCAUACGAUAGGCCUACGUGAAUAGAACGCUUCAGUCGCGCGCCAGGUGUAGCCCCGCCGUGAGAGGAAAGUUGCUGUAUGUGCUUCAAAUAUCCUACUUAUGUUACAAUUUCCAUUUUCUGUAUUGUUUCUUUACUCAGGCAAUGUUGUGAACCAAUGCAAAAAAAAAAAAAACUGAAGUGCAGUACAAAAUAAAGUUGA